AUGGUAGAUAUCAUGGCUAAACACAGAUAUCUCAUAACCUUAGGAGGUAAUCUUUUUGGAGCUGGUCGUGGUGUACCUGUAUUUGCUCUUUUCCGCAGUAUCGGAGCAUUGGAAUGGUAUGAAUUCGAAGUUUCUCUUGAAGAGGAGGGCGAUGAUGGAUAG
Molecule: messenger RNA, 162 nt
Organism: Sclerotinia sclerotiorum 1980 UF-70
Lineage: Eukaryota; Fungi; Ascomycota; Leotiomycetes; Helotiales; Sclerotiniaceae
Exons: 1
Coding region: 1-162 (53 amino acids)
Source: RefSeq, a predicted model, not a curated record